CUUCGUAUUGCAGCGGAAAGGGGUUUUAUACUAGCAGCGAGUUCUGCAUUGGAACGCAGACCCCCAAAUCCGCAUGCUUUGGCCGACUGAUUUGCUUCUCUACUCUGUCUUUGGGCUGUUUUCAUUUCCUUUGCAUUGAUUGUGAGUUCGCUGGAGUCCGCCUUUCUGCAAGGGAUUGGGUGUUUGAUGUUGUUAUUGUUGUUGUUUUAAAGCCUAGUAUACUUCUCUCUAUCUCCUCUUGUUUCUCCUGCAUGUUCAACAUGUCCCUUCCUCACCCCUUUCCCCAGCCCCCACCCUCUCAAAAAAAAAAAAGUCCCCAACCUGAGAUUGUACUUUUGUACAGGAGGUUCAAAUUACAAAUGGCAAUUUUAUGCACUUCGUCGUAUUAACGCUGCCGCCCGGGCAGCGCUCAUGUGACCCUCCGUGGAUUAACAUUCUGCUAAAAAAAAAAAAAAAAAAAAAAAACCUCUGCUUUCCUUUUUCCUUUCACUUUUGAAACGAAGAGAGCGCGAUAGGAAGUAGGAAAGGGUGGGCGAGGGGCCCUGGGCGGUUGCUUUCGCUCUGUGCGAGUUGGGUCUUUGUGAUAUAAAAUUCGCCGAGCGCCGCGAGCCGUGCUCUGCCAAUGGCGCGCUCGGCGCGGGGCGCGGGCUCCGGGUUGGGGCGAGCCGACGCCGGGGUUUCUUUGUGCUUCUGCGAGAGCGAUUCUCCCGGCCCGGAGUCAGAUAACAGGCUGAGCCCGAGCCUAGCCAGCUUGCCCCGGUCCUUACAGGCCCUGCCCAGGCUCCGCUAGUGCCGGCUGCCUGCUCCCUGCCUCUCCCGACUUCCUCUCUCCUUAGCCGGCCUCUUUCUCUCCGCCCUCUCCCUCCGUCUCCUUCUCCGAGCACACUGAUUAGACAGACGCCAGACCUCCGCUCUCUGCUUGUCUCUCACUGGGGGUUCCCCGCCGGGCUGGGGCUGAGGCUUCGGGGUUUGGGGGAGAGUCGUUCCGGAGUGGUCACAGGCCGACUGGGGUGAACCCCUGAGCCUUUUGCAAAAGCGUCUCACCCUCCCCCCAGACUCGCCCCUCCCGUUCCCUCUCCUCCAAUCAAUAAGAAAUAUCAGCUGUUUAGCAGUAAAGAAGAAAGAUGCCCUCAGAAUGCUACAUCCCGCCCACAGCGCCAGGGACCCCAAGGCAAAGUGGCCAAUUCUGGGUCCUCGGCAGACCAGCCCCGAGCGGGCCUUGGAGGCAAGUGUGCUCCUCUGGCCCUCAGAGCUCGCCUGGGUGGUGGUUUGGAAGGCGUAGUGCCGGGAGCCUGGCGACUACAGCGGUGCAGAGGGGCAGGAUGCCGCCCACCCAGCCAACCCACGGGCAGUUCGCGCUGACCAACGGGGACCCCCUCAACUGCCACUCGUACCUGUCCGGAUAUAUUUCCCUGCUGCUGCGCGCCGAGCCCUAUCCCACGUCGCGCUUCGGCAGCCAAUGCAUGCAGCCCAACAACAUCAUGGGCAUCGAGAACAUUUGCGAACUGGCCGCGAGGAUGCUCUUCAGCGCCGUCGAGUGGGCCCGGAACAUCCCCUUCUUCCCCGACCUGCAGAUCACGGACCAGGUGGCCCUGCUUCGCCUCACCUGGAGCGAGCUGUUUGUGUUGAAUGCGGCGCAGUGCUCCAUGCCCCUCCACGUCGCCCCGCUCCUGGCCGCCGCCGGCCUGCAUGCCUCGCCCAUGUCCGCCGACCGGGUGGUCGCCUUUAUGGACCACAUACGGAUCUUCCAAGAGCAAGUGGAGAAGCUCAAGGCGCUGCACGUUGACUCAGCCGAGUACAGCUGCCUCAAGGCCAUAGUCCUGUUCACCUCAGAUGCCUGUGGUCUCUCUGAUGUAGCCCAUGUGGAAAGCUUGCAGGAAAAGUCUCAGUGUGCUUUGGAAGAAUACGUUAGGAGCCAGUACCCCAACCAGCCGACGCGAUUCGGAAAGCUUUUGCUUCGCCUCCCUUCCCUCCGCACCGUCUCCUCCUCAGUCAUAGAGCAAUUGUUUUUCGUCCGUUUGGUAGGUAAAACCCCCAUCGAAACCCUCAUCCGGGAUAUGUUACUGUCCGGCAGCAGUUUUAACUGGCCGUAUAUGGCAAUUCAAUAAAUAAAUAAAAUAAGAAGGGGGAGUGAAACAGAGAAAGAAAAGGCAAAAGACUGGUUUGUUUGCUUAAUUUCCUUCUGUUAAGAAAGGAUAUAAAAAGAUGUUUCAAGUUUGCUAAAAGAAGAGAGGGGAAGAAUUUAAUGGACUGUGAAUUUCAAAAAAAAAAAAAAAAGACUGUCAAAUGAACUUUUACAGAAUGCAUUAAAAAAAAAAAAAACUCCUGUGUCGGUCAGAACAACUUGCUACUUAUCAUUUUUGUAUAAAAAAGGAAAUUAGUCUUUUUCUUUUUUGGGUAAAUUUUUGAAAAAUAUUGCUAAAAGUGCAUUUAAGGAGAUUGGGAGACAAUUAGCAGAAUGGAGAAAGUAAGUCUUUUUUUUUUUUUCCAAAUUAUUAAUUGUCCUGUGUCUAUGUACUUCUAGCUGUUCUUUUUUGUACUUUUCUGGUUCCAAACCAGUUUAUUCUGUGGUUCUAUAAUAAGUUUUGAUAUAAUCUUGGCUUCUUAAAAACUGUGUAUCAUUAAAAUAUAUGUUCUGCAAGAAUUAAAACUGAGUCCAUGAAAAUAUCAUAGGAAGACAUAAAACUUUAAAAGGCAACUCAAAGAUGAUGGAAACGCACUUACAAGUGGUGACCAAAAAUUUUAGGUGAAGUUGAGCACUCUAAUUAGAGAACCGGAGGAACCACAUAUAUCACUUAACUCCCUACCCUGCCCCUCCCCAAAAGACACCGAGACAAACCUAGCUUUUAAAAAAUAUUUUAAGAAAGAGAAUGAACUGUGGAAUUUAUUGGCAGCCAAGGAAUGUGUCCAAGACACAUGCUGAGGUUUUGAAUAAAAAGUGAACUUUUGUAAUUUGAAUUGGGUCCCGCUUAGUUCUUGAAUUGUUAUGAAAAUCCUAUAUCUGUUUGUAUAUUUGCAAACCCUUUGUAUUAUAAUUGUUGAUAUUUUCCCUUUUUAAAAAAAUACCAUUGAAAUCAGCAUGACAAAAAUAACACUGUUGGCACUUAUAGGUAACGUGAUUGAUUCAGUAUCUUAGAGUUUACAGUUUGUGUUUUAAAAAAACUGAAGGUUUUUUUUUAAGUGCAACAUUUCUGUAUACUGUAAAAGUUAUAAUAACUGAACUGUUUGGUCGAGUCUUUGUGUGUUAUAUUCCAAGGAAAAUUGAAAGUAUUCAGAAAUUAAAAUAUUAUUUGAUAUCUGAAA
Callithrix jacchus (white-tufted-ear marmoset) is the source of this 3303-nucleotide messenger RNA. RefSeq names its product nuclear receptor subfamily 2 group F member 2 (gene NR2F2). Gene Ontology annotation, biological process: regulation of DNA-templated transcription. NCBI's taxonomy places the organism in Eukaryota, Metazoa, Chordata, Mammalia, Primates, Cebidae. The record is from RefSeq and is a predicted model, not a curated record. Gene Ontology annotation, molecular function: DNA-binding transcription factor activity; sequence-specific DNA binding; zinc ion binding.